This is a messenger RNA of Juglans microcarpa x Juglans regia, 1455 nucleotides long. RefSeq names its product splicing factor 3A subunit 2. The record is from RefSeq and is a predicted model, not a curated record. Gene Ontology annotation, biological process: spliceosomal complex assembly. Gene Ontology annotation, molecular function: zinc ion binding; nucleic acid binding. Bases 106 to 1176 code for a protein of 356 amino acids. Gene Ontology annotation, cellular component: U2-type prespliceosome; U2 snRNP; nucleus. The transcript is spliced from 7 exons. NCBI's taxonomy places the organism in Eukaryota, Viridiplantae, Streptophyta, Magnoliopsida, Fagales, Juglandaceae.
UAAAGGGCUUGACAAGCUGGAGUCACUCGCGACUUGACCUCAAAAGCAAGGGCCGCGGGCAUACUAGCAAGAGCGGCAUACAGAGCAGACUAUCUCGACGACGCAAUGGACAGGGACUGGGGUUCGAAGCCUGGUAGCGGAGGCGCCGCCUCCGCCCAGAACGAAGCUAUCGACCGCCGUGAACGACUCCGAAGGCUCGCCCUCGAGACCAUCGAUCUCGCCAAAGAUCCCUAUUUCAUGCGGAACCACCUCGGCAGUUACGAGUGUAAGCUUUGCCUGACCCUUCACAACAACGAGGGGAAUUACUUGGCCCACACACAGGGAAAACGGCAUCAGACUAAUUUGGCCAAGAGAGCUGCUCGCGAGGCUAAGGAGGCCCCUGCGCAGCCUCAGCCGCACAAGCGCAAAGUCUCCGUACGCAAGACAGUCAAAAUUGGGAGGCCGGGGUACCGUGUAACAAAGCAGUUUGAUCAUGAGACGAAGCAGAGGUCUCUUCUCUUCCAGAUUGAAUACCCUGAGAUUGAAGACCAUGCAAAGCCAAGGCACAGGUUUAUGUCAUCUUAUGAACAGAGGGUCCAACCCUUCGAUAAGAGAUACCAGUAUCUUCUGUUUGCAGCUGAACCAUAUGAGAUCAUUGCUUUCAAGGUUCCUAGCACAGAGAUUGACAAAACGCCUCCCAAGUUCUUCACGCAUUGGGAUCCAGACUCAAAAAUGUUCACGUUGCAAUUAUAUUUCAAAUCCAAGCCACCAGAGGCGAUCAAACCUCAAUCUGGCCCCGUAGCCAAUGGCACAGCAGCUCCCGGUGUCCCACCAAGACCUUUGCCGCCACCACCUCAAGCCCCACCCCCACCACCGCCUCCAACCCAAGGAGUACCACCUGGUGCACCCAUUGGAAAUCCUCCUAGAGCCCUGCCACCAUCAAUGCCAGCUUUGUUCCCACCGCCACCUCCUCCUGCAGCAAAUGGACCUAGGCCUAUGCCUCCUGGCGGAACUCCACCUGUCCCUCCCCCACCCCCUGUUGGUAGUGGUACAAUGGCAAAUUUCACACCUGGUACAAGACCUCCAAUGCCUCCCCCACAAGGUUUUCCACCCCAACAGAUACAGGGCCAGGGUGUCCGUCCUCCACCCCCACCUUCUAGCGUGGGGCAACAGGUCCCUAGGCCCCCUCCUCAGUAAGCAUAUCACUGUGAAGUAGUUGUGGAAAGAACUAUAUUCGAGUACUCUGCUUUUUUAUUUUUUAUUUUUCCUUUUCUGAAAGGAACUAUGCUAGCGGUAAAGAUGUGUUUAUUCGGAUACUUAAACUGAAUGAAACUGGAUGUGGUUAGCAAUUUUCAAGAAUUGUUCAAGAUAUUUGUGCGUUUCGGUUGAUGUGCUUGUCCUAUUUUGGAUGUUCCGUCCUUUUUGGUAGACUUGGAAAAAGCAAAUGCUUAGUGGUGAUUGGAUAAUUUGGAUCUA